Nannizzia gypsea CBS 118893 is the source of this 735-nucleotide messenger RNA. Its product is annotated as RevA protein. The transcript has a single exon. Lineage: Eukaryota; Fungi; Ascomycota; Eurotiomycetes; Onygenales; Arthrodermataceae. The coding region runs from base 1 to 735 and encodes 244 amino acids. Gene Ontology annotation, cellular component: zeta DNA polymerase complex. The record is from RefSeq and is a predicted model, not a curated record.
AUGGCAGAGACAAACCGCCUUCCAGAUACCUACGCUGCUCUGGCUUCGUCUCUCUCCUCGUUUCUCGCCGUCAGCAUACACCAGAUCAUGUACUUGCGGUCCAUAUACCCCCAACCCACCUUCGUGUCAGUCAGGCAGUUCAACCAGCCAGUUCGCCAGUCACGGCAUCCCAAGGUCUGCAGCUGGGUCAACGAUGCCUGUGCUGCAGUCGAGACACAACUGCUCAAGUCUACUGUAGCCUCAGUAGCGAUAGUCAUACUCUCGGUCUCGUCCAACAGGCCCAUGGAGAAGUUCACCUUUGACCUCUCCCAGAUCCCCCAAGUUGCUCCAGGAGACAUACAUACUCCGUUUGCGAGCUCCAGGCAGCAGCCGCAGCAACAGCAACAGGGAGAGAAUAAGAGUAUAUCGCAGGUUGAUUUAGAGGCGCAGUUUCGUGCAGUGCUUCAUCGGCUGUCAUCUGCCUGUGCGAGGUUGGCCCCGUUACCGCUAGACGACGAGUAUCUGCCCACUUUGCAUAUGGUCUUGAGACCAGAUGCUGAUGCACCUGCGGGCAUGGGCAAAGAUGACCAGCAGUGGAUAGCUGCUGAACCGGAACCCGAGCGUGCCAGACACGGAACGACACAGCCUCAUGCAAGGACGGUACCUGUACGAACCGUUGAUGUAGGGGAGAUGAAACUCGAGGUCUGGAUUGAAGAAGCCAGGAGCAAGUUUGAUACCGAUAGCAGUGCUCAAUAA